UAGAAAUUUAAAAGUCAAUCGAUAUUUUUUUUAUUUCAUUUCUUUUAUAAAUUUUAUAAAAAUUAACUUUAAGCACACUAUUUUAGAUAAAUAUAAUCUAAUUUCAAACUAUGGAUAUUUCGAAUGAAAAAUGGAGAAAAACCAGUUUGAAUUUAAACUCUUGAAUAAGUGCGCGGCGAACGUAGUGUGGUAGCGCCGGCGUCUGUGAUGACGCUGCGCACACCACGACGCCGCAUCUCGCCUCGGACCAAGCGACGGUACCGAGCCAUCAAGGACUUCUUACGACGAGCGAUUGGAAGCUCAUCGCAACCGGAUAUCAAAAUUAAUUCAAGUAUUGCUGUCAAUGUAACAAACUUAAAACAUCAAAUAGUAGGCAUUGAACGUCAACUCAAUGAAGUGAGCAAACAUUUUUUGUGCACAGACUGUGUUGACUCAAACGAGUCAACUUCUUCCAUUGGAAGGGAAAGAUCUAUCGCCGCUCGAACAGUUACACUAAAAGCUGAUACGUCAACUGAAAGGAAUUCGCGUGAAAGUAAAACUAAAUUCCUGUUCCAGAAAUUAAACGAUAGAAAAGUCUCAGAUGAAAGUGAUUUAGUAGAACAUUCAGAAUCUGAUCGUAAUUACUUGAAACAUGUCGAAUCGUGUAGGAAGACAAAAACAAGUCCCAAAAUUGACACCAAGUCGAAAGAAAGCAAACACAGACAAAGGCCAGAAAUGGAAGAAAGUCAACUCUAUUAUGGAAAACAAAAAUCGAAAUCAACUUAUGGACGUUUCUCUUCAUCGUUCUCAACAAGUUACCAUUCGUUGAUUGACCCGAGAUAUGAGCGCACUUUGCGUGCUGAUUACGAUGCACAUCAUCACACAGCGCGUAACGAGUCGGGAUACCACAGACAUCGUACACAUGAAAGAGCUGCACAUCAACAUUCAAAGCAUAUCCCCUAUAUUGAAUCCAAAGAAGUCUCAGCAAAAAGAAUUGUUAGGAACGAAGACAAGCGUGAAAGAAGACGAAAAGAUAAAACUUCGCGAGAACGCCGUGAAUUAGAUCCAGAUUUUAUCGAUAACAUUAUACAAAGACAAUAUAGACCGGUCACGAUGUUUGGCAGAAGAGAAUCAAAUGUCAGUCAAUUUUCUGCCCCCAUUUGCCGCGACCAAGAAUUUAAAAGUCCUGAAAAUAUUUUACUAGGAUCAGAUUUAUGUUCUUGUUGUUAUACAGAUCGGAAACAUAGAACCGCUAAGUAUAAUGAUGUGAGUGAUAUGAGAAGCAUUUGUGAUACAAGACUCUAUAGCUCAAAAAAGAACAUUAGACACAAGACCUGUAGACGACAGUCUAAUUACAAUUAUAAUGAUACUUCAAUGUACGACGUAGUUCCUGUUAGGGAAAAAUAUAGUCCUAAAAUGCAGAGAAAAAUCAUAGAGGAUUUAAUGUGUUAUUCUAAUCAUAAAGAAGUUCCUCCAUCGCCUAGGACUCUCCGGCCACGGUUGAAUUUGAAAGCGCAAAAUUUUAGUAACAUGGAUAUGGAUGAAGUUGAGUACUAUAAUAGCAGGAGACAUACUAGAAAUAGAAAUGACAGACCCCGACAUUACAGUGAUUGCUGUAGUAACAAGUCUUCAUCAUUAAGGAAUCUGGACUAUCCCUAUAAUAUGGAAACUAACAAACGAGAAAUCAAUCAACAAAUAAUGGGUACAACUAGUUAUCGGGAGUCAAUACAAUCCCCUCAAUUAAAUAACGAAGCUACAAAUACUAAUCAAGCUCAAGCCAUCAACACAACUAUAAACAAAUUACAGGAUAUAGAGAGUACAACUGAUAAAACGGAUAAAGCAUUAUGUGAAAUCAAAGAUAUUCUUCAACAUUUCCUACAAGAAAUAAAGAAAGAAAGUGUUUCUCUAGACUCUAGCAGCAAAAGCGAACCAGUUCCAUCGGCUGAGAUUAAACAAAAUACUGUAAAAGCAAACACAACCUUCGACGACCCUAGUUCUCAGAGUGAUACUAAUAACUGCAGCUUGGGUCCGCUGCCUUUACCACAGCCAUUCUUGAGCCCACAUUAUUUAAAUCCUUGUUGUUAUCCUGUAUUUCCUACAUAUCCAAUAAAUUGCAUGCAAAAUAGCUUUGUCGUACCGAGUCCUAGUUGCACUUGUGCUUGCACUAAUAAGCCCGAGAAACCCCUCACCACUGACAAAGAUACUUCACCCAACACUAAUAUUAAGAAGAUCAACAAUAAUACCGAAACAGAUAAACUAAUCAAGGAAAUAUAUAAUUUAGUGACACAAUCUCCUCGAACUGCACGUAAAAAAGACGACAAAAAUAUUUCUAGUAGAAAAGAGAAACCGAAGCCAGUAGUCACGAGAAGUGUAGGUGACAGUAUUAAACUAACAAGACAUGAUGUCAAAGUUGGAACUCCGAAAUUGAAAUUAUAUUCCAAAAGCUGCGAAGCAAUUGGUUCUCCGUUAGAUGAGGAACACACCGCCAGAACUACUGCCAGCUAUUCGGACACAGUUAUAGGCAAGCUAAGUCUAGAAGCGACAGCUGCAGAAUCAACGUCUACGGAAACCGAAAUCAGCACAGUUCUUACUACUUCUACAGAAAAGAAGGAUCAUGGUCGAAUUUCUAAAGUGCUUCAUUCUUUUGGGCUCAUAAAAAAGAAGAAAAAAGACGUAAUCGAGGAAGAGGAUGAAGACGAGAGCGAAAGUGAAAGUUCCACCGAAGUUGAAAUAAGGAAGAAACGGAGAGGUCCAGAAUUUCCUCAAGAAAUAAUCAAUUACGCGAUGCACGGUCAAGAAUUUUUCCACCUCCCUCCAAUACCGCCGCCGCAUCUUCACCACGAGUAUCUAGCCCACCAACCGAACUUGCUUCAUCACCAUUACAGCGCAUAUCCAGGAUAUCCAAGCUCAUUAAUUCAGCCUACAGCUCCACCAUGCCCUUGCGUAAGCCCACAUGGAGAACCACAAUAUCAUCAUCAUUCAAAAAGCCAUCAUAAUCCACAUUACAACCAUCAACAAAACUACUAUAAUCCACAAAAUAGACAGCCCGAAGUGCCUUUGUGCCUCAAAGAAAUAGAGGUGAAGAGUACUGCGACGCAGAGCGAUAGGAAAUUACCAUUUUUUGGAAAAUUCGGCAGACGUUCACAGGAAAUGGCGCCCCUGAUACACCACCACCCAAUGCCGCCGCCGAAAACUAUUUCCACUCAAACAAAGCAAAAUAAACCAAGCUUUUGGCAGAAACUAAACACACCGAAACCCAUGACAGAGUCUGACCCUCGAAUGUUUUCUUUUAGAAAACAAAAAGAGCUCUUAGCAGGCGACGCAAAACUUAAAAACGCUAUGUUAAAAAAGUUGUUCCAUAAAAGGAAUCCUUUUUCACCGAAUAAUCUGAUCGUGAAGACUCUAAUGGGAAGAGAUCCGUCCAGCUUUGGAGAUGCACCGGUGAUGCAACGACCCAAGAUGUUCCUAUAAAGCCUUGCCAGUCUAGUUUGUCUAAAUUGUAUUGUGGUUGAAAAAUAUUGUAGGGUUUGUGAUGUUUUGAUUUGUCAUUUUAUGUGUUGUUCUUAAGAAAAGUUUUGAAAGAAUU
Messenger RNA from Plodia interpunctella (Indianmeal moth), 3565 nucleotides. RefSeq lists its product as uncharacterized. NCBI's taxonomy places the organism in Eukaryota, Metazoa, Arthropoda, Insecta, Lepidoptera, Pyralidae. The transcript is spliced from 4 exons. The record is from RefSeq and is a predicted model, not a curated record. Bases 208 to 3450 code for a protein of 1080 amino acids.